GUGCUCAGUCAGCGGCUUCCCAACACAACCAUGAGGCUCGCAGGCUCCCAUUGCGCACUGUCUUCACAAUGAGUAGCUAUCUACAGCAGGUUUCCUACUUCCUCCGCCUCCCGUUCCAUAUCCAAUGGCGCACCUUCUUGGUCCAAUUGCCGCGAUACGUUCCCCUCACCGUACUACAUAUUACGUCUCCGAAGGGACCACACCCCUUUGUGAUUGCGCUGCCGAGCAGGAAGAACAAUGGUACGGUUCCUGUCUACGUCUUUUCCCCUCCCCAGCCAGUAGACCUUGGUGAUGGCGGAGAGGCAGGCGGAGCGGAAGGUGAGUGGAAGGUUCCUGUUAUCUUAGACUUCCACGGCGGGGGAUUUAUCAUGGGAUCUCCACUGGAGCAAGCACCGUACUGUUCGAUGAUGAGUAGGGAGCUUGGAGCGGUUGUCAUCAGCGUGUCCUAUCGCAUCGGCCCGUUCCAUCAGUUUCCAGCUGCGAUCCACGACGCCGAAGAUGUUCUAUCUGCUAUAUUAGACACGGGUGGAUUAUCAAAGGCUGGGAGAGUGCUACGGACAGAGAUACAGCGGCACUACUCUAUUUUGCGGCAAGAUGAGAGGAAACAUGGACGUCAUGGUCUGGGCGAGAAGACCACCAUUGUACUCGAUCCGACACGCCUAUCCAUCUCUGGCUUCUCUGCUGGCGGAAACAUCGCUUUGAACAUGGCAGUCUCAGUACCACCGUGUGCUGCUCUACUAUUGCCUAUGUCCCCCCGCCUGACUACCGCGAGGUCUACCACAACCCCAUUGCCAAGUGAUCCCUUCUCACCCCUUAUCCCACCCCCCUGCGCUCCGACAUAUCUAGACGACCCAUGCCAACCAUGGCCAUCACUCCUACUAUCAUCUGAAGCACAGCCGCGAUUGCUGCCCCUUCUUCUCUUUUACCCCUCGCUCGACGCACGUCUACUUCCUCACGAACGACCCGCAAAGCCCAUGCCCAGUGCCCUCAAAGGAAAUGACAAGACGCCAUCAAAGCCAAAAGCCCCAGGUCUCUUCAGUAUCCUGGGCCCGACCUAUCUUCCCAAAAGACUCCGUCCACACCCCCGCGCAAGCCCUGGUCUUGCCGACCCCUCCGAUAUCCAGAAGAACGCCGCCAUCUUCCUUGUUCUACCUGAAAAAGACAGCCUCGCCGUCCAAAGCGAUGUCUGGGUCGACAAGAUGAAUUUAUCAGGCUGGAACGGUCCCAUUCGGUUCGGUGAUGGGCGGGCUGGGGAUUGGAACGGACAUGAAGGCGGGCUGCCGCUCACAGCGCGGCAUGAGAAUGGGGGGCUGGAAGUGUGGCAUGCGCCAAGAUGUAGACAUGGUUGGACUCAGUUCCCGGAGAUAGUGUUGGGGGAUCAUGAGAAGAGGGAACGGGAUCUGGGGUUUACUAGGGCCCUGGAAUUUGUGAAGGAGAGCUGGAGGAAGACAUUGCCGGUCUCGGAAUUCGAGGAUAGGAGUCAGAGUAUUCCGGCUCUGAAGAUUCCUCCGUAGUGCAUUAGCUUUGCGCGUCUGAGCAGCAGUUUGCAGGGUUCGAUCUGGUCAUAA
Lindgomyces ingoldianus is the source of this 1568-nucleotide messenger RNA. Its product is annotated as alpha/beta-hydrolase. The coding region runs from base 69 to 1514 and encodes 481 amino acids. The transcript has a single exon. The record is from RefSeq and is a predicted model, not a curated record. Gene Ontology annotation, molecular function: hydrolase activity. NCBI's taxonomy places the organism in Eukaryota, Fungi, Ascomycota, Dothideomycetes, Pleosporales, Lindgomycetaceae.